CAGGUACAAUUAUUCUAAGCUCAGACUAAGCUUCUGCUCUGCAGCCCCAGCUCUUCUGAUUCAUUACAGUAGAGAUGGAACUUUUGUAUUCAAGGUCUCUUACAUCUGACAUUCCUUGUGUGUGUGACAGCUCUACCAAAAAAAUUCCAUGUCCCCCUGGAGCAGAGCAAACCUGACUCCUUGGCAGUGCAUUUGGUGACAUUUGACACAUUGAUUUCUUUUAGAAAUGGAGUGGCUUUUUCACAGAGAUCUGUCUUAACUGUUUCCUGUCCUUUCCUUUUUUGAACAGACCCUGUGCUAAGGAACAGCAAAUGUCCAACAGCAGCUCCCUCACCCAGUUCCUCCUCCUGGCAUUUGCAGACAGGCGGGAGCUGCAGCUCCUGCACUUCUGGCUCUUCCUGGCCAUCUCCCUGGCUGCCCUCCUGGCCAACGGCCUCAUCCUCAGCGCCGUAGCCUGUGACCACCACCUGCACACCCCCAUGGGCUUCUUCCUGCUCAACCUCUCCCUCACAGACCUGGGCUGCAUCUGCACCACUGUCCCCAAAGCCAUGCACAAUUCCCUCCAUAACACCACAACCAUCUCCUACAAGGGAUGUGCUGCACAGCUCUUUUUCUUUGCCUUCUUCAUGUCAGCAGAGUUUUCCCUCCUCACCAUCAUGUGCUACGACCGCUACGUUGCCAUCUGCAAACCCCUGCACUACGGGACCCUCCUGGGCAGCAGAGCUUGUGCCCACAUGGCAGCAGCUGCCUGGGCCACUGGCUUUCUCUAUUCUCUGCUGCACACAGCCAAUACAUUUUCCCUGCCCCUGUGCCAGGGCAAUGCCCUGGGCCAGUUCUUCUGUGAAAUCCCACACAUCCUCAAGCUCUCCUGCUCACACUCAGGCUACCUCAGGGAAAUUGGGCUUAUUGUGGUUAGUGCCUGUUUAAUGUUUGGUUGUUUUGUUUUCAUUGUUUUCUCCUAUGUGCAGAUCUUCAGGGCUGUGCUGAGGAUCCCCUCUCAGCAGGGACGGCACAAAGCCUUUUCCACGUGCCUCCCUCACCUGGCUGUGGUCUCCCUGUUUGUCACCACUGCCACAUUUUCCGACCUGAAGCCCCCCUCCAUCUCCUCCCCAUCCCUGGACCUGGUGGUGGCAGUUCUGUACUCAGUAUUACCUCCAGCACUGAACCCCCUCAUCUACAGCCUGAGGAACCAGGAGCUCAAGGAUGCCCUGAGAAAAAUGAUGACUAGAUGCUUUUCAAGAGCAAUAACCUGCCUGUUUUCUUCUGCACAACUGUCAUUGUGUAACCAUUUACUGGCCCAGCCUGCUUUCUAA
Molecule: messenger RNA, 1313 nt
Organism: Pseudopipra pipra
Lineage: Eukaryota; Metazoa; Chordata; Aves; Passeriformes; Pipridae
Product: olfactory receptor 14I1-like
Exons: 1
Coding region: 312-1313 (333 amino acids)
Biological process (GO): G protein-coupled receptor signaling pathway
Cellular component (GO): membrane
Molecular function (GO): G protein-coupled receptor activity; olfactory receptor activity; odorant binding
Source: RefSeq, a predicted model, not a curated record